Messenger RNA from Amaranthus tricolor (Joseph's coat), 2646 nucleotides. RefSeq lists its product as uncharacterized. Lineage: Eukaryota; Viridiplantae; Streptophyta; Magnoliopsida; Caryophyllales; Amaranthaceae. The coding region runs from base 466 to 2472 and encodes 668 amino acids. The record is from RefSeq and is a predicted model, not a curated record. The transcript has 8 exons.
CUUAGAUCCAAAGAUCACCAUUACUCAUGGUCUUAGAUCCAAACAUGGGCGUAUCGGGCCUCACCAGGCACCUACACCGGGGUUAAUUUUAAAAAAAAUUAAAAUUUUGAAAAUCAGGGGUCAGGAAAACGCGCACAUUUCAGAUUCUCUCGUUGUCUUUAUUUUUCCCUUCUCUCUCCUAAAAGAUAAAACCCAAAGAAAAGCAAAAAUCCUAAAACUUGUUACCGAGGGUCCGAGCCAGCCGCCAUUGCCGCCACUGCCGCCUGCCACUGCCGCCCCAGCAACUGCUGCCUCCUGCCGCCCCAGCAACUGCAGCCUCCUGCCGCAUGCAACCAGCAGUGAGUCGCUCCUGGCCGGUUGUACGUUGUCCCUUAAAAUCAGAAUUUUGAUUUUUUUAAGGUUGUUUGUGAACUAGGUCUCUUUUGGUGAAUGUUUUAACUAAAACUUCAUGUACCUGAGAGUAUAAUGACUUAUCGGAGUAAAAGAACUAGACUUGCUGGAAUUGCUAAAGAAAAACAGACAAAGAUUUCGUCAGUCGACGAUGUUGUUAGACAAGUAAUCCAUGAUGUUGCUGAUGUGCAAAAUCAAGAUGAGGAGACCUUGCGUAGUUCAUGUUGCAACCAGAGCGCAGACCAAGCUGCAACUGACCUCCCAACCCAAGCUACAUGUACCGAUGUUGAUGAUGUUAGAUCGAACUUGGGAAAACGAUCUGGACGAGUGUCCCGUAGGACUUCACCAAGUCAACCAUCUGCCAUCAAUCCUUCUCUGCAAUAUAAGGCUACUCGUAAUCGAUCUCGACAUGUCCAGGAUACCGGUGUUCAAUCAAACCAUGAGGUUGGCUUAAGAGGAGCUCCAGCUCUCGAGACCCAGUACAGCUCAAGCCACAAUGCUUGGUUUGAUGAUCCCACAAUGAAUGAGCCCAUGCAAGCGACAACUACAGAGGUGAAUGAUGUUAGGUCUGACAAGAGAAAUGCAGUAGAACGACAACUCCAUACUCCAUCACCAAGCCAACCCCUUUGUAUCGAUUCACCUACCCAACUUAAAGUGUCAAAAAGACAAUCAUGGGUUGAAGAUGAUAUUGAAGAACCCUCCCAUCAAAGACUAUCACAAGGAAGGCGCUCGAAAACAGCCGCUUGGACCGAUGAGAUAGAAUUCGAUGAAAUGGAAGAGGUGGAGAUGAGAGAUAGGGAAGGGAAGCGUGGAAAGAAAGGAGGAAGAGUUCUUCCGCGGCAUGUUUGGUCGCUCCAACCUGGAGUGAGAUUUGUUGUUCCUUUCAAUGCAUUAGAUCAACCUGUGAGGAAGGGUGGUCAUUUGCUUGUCAAGUUUUUGGGAGAUGUAGCAAAGAAUGGCGAACUAUGUCCUAUUGGUGAGAUAAGCUGGCAUAAAGUGGAUAGAAAUUGUAAAGCCAAGAUUAUAGACUUGAUUCGGGCUAAGUUUGUGCUUCCUGCCCGAGAAGAGAUUGACAAAAGCAUUCUUAAAAAUGUGGGAAAUAGAUGGAGAGCUUAUAGGUAUAAGCUUAAAGUGCAAUAUAAAAAACUUGACAAAACACAAGCAGAAGUUGUAAGCAUUGUGCCAAAAGGAGUAGAUGCAACCCAGUGGGAAAAACUUGUGCAAUACUGGUUUUCAGAGAAGAGUCAGUUCUUAUCUGAGAAGGGCAAGGUGGCACGAGCUCUUCAAUCACAUCAUCACACUACAGGUGCCAAGAGCUUUGCUCGGAUGAGAGACGAAUUUGAGAAGGUGAAUGGAAGAGAGCCAGGCGCAUUGGAGUGGUUUGCUCAAACUCAUAUAAGAAAAGAUGGAGCUUUUGUGAAGGAUUCAUCCAAAGAAUUCUUGGAUGCAGCAGCAGCUAUGGUUGCUCAACGUGGUUCCACCUCAUCUCCUUCAAAGCGAAUUGCCAUUGAGAAUCAGGUUUUUAAUGAGCUCAUGUACUCUGAUGAUGAGAGACCUUAUCGACCCAUCGGGUAUGGAUUUGGAGCCAACUGGAACAAAAAAAUUGUUGGAGGAGAAAAGAGGAAAAGAGAAUAUUUUGCAUCUGGUGCUUCCAUGGAAGCAGGGGGCCCAGGAACUGGCACUCGAAGUAAGUUAUUGGGUAUUGGUGCCAUGCAAAAGAGAAGUGACUACUCAACAUUAGAUAUCUCAACAGAAAUGGAAAGGUUGAACUUUGCAAUGACAGCAGUGAGUGAGACCAAUGAACUUAUGCAAGCUCAAAUGAAGAAGCAAUCUCGGCAAUUGAAAAUGCAAGCUCAGCAGUUACAAUUGCAGUCCAAGCAGAUGGAUGGAAUGCAAUUCCAACUACAACAAAUGACUUCGUUGCUGACCAAAUUUGGAGUGAUGCUGAAUAAUCCAAAAAUUGAUUCUACACGCAGAGGGCCUUUUUAUCAGAGCCUCAAUGUCACUAAUGCACAGGUUCCAGGAGCUUCAUCUGAAUAUUCUGACAGUGACUCUGACAGUAUAGAAUGGGAAUCAGAUUAGUAAGGCAACGAUCGGGGCUCAUAAAACUAUAUAUUAAUAUGUUAUAUUGGUUUCAUAGUUUCAUAGUUGCUACUGCUGUCUUGUUAAAGUACUCAGAAUGAACACUUCUCUUUUGUAAAGUUUCCCGAUUCUGUAUAAUAUCGUUUUACUGUUACAUUUGUGGGUUUAUCCUUC